Messenger RNA from Culex pipiens pallens (northern house mosquito), 1346 nucleotides. RefSeq names its product zinc finger protein 8-like. Gene Ontology annotation, cellular component: nucleus. NCBI's taxonomy places the organism in Eukaryota, Metazoa, Arthropoda, Insecta, Diptera, Culicidae. Gene Ontology annotation, molecular function: zinc ion binding. Bases 156 to 1286 code for a protein of 376 amino acids. The transcript is spliced from 2 exons. The record is from RefSeq and is a predicted model, not a curated record.
GACAGCUCGCGCGGGGUAAAUAAACGCGCAUUGGGUGUAAACAAAGCUCCGUGUCUGCGCGCGGGGAGUUGCUUAAAAAAAGUUUAGUUUUCAGCGUAAUUUGAGUGAAAAUUGUCUACUUUCUGCGGAAAAAUUUCAACCCGCACAACCUUGCGAUGGACGUGGACGCGACCCUGCAGGACUCGGCCAGCGGCGGAGGGCCGGAUUUUCGGGACGACGUUCCAAACGACAAUCCCGAGACGUACUGUCGGCUGUGUUUUUCGGAGCAGGGUGUGAAUUCGCUGUUUCCGCCGGACGGGGGCUACAUCCGGGAGCUGACGGAGAAGAUUCGGCACUGCGCGGGCGUGCGGAUUUCGUUGCGGGACGACUACCCGGCGGGGAUCUGCAGUGCGUGUGUGUCCUUUCUGGACGAGGUGCACCAGUUUCAGAAGCGCAGCAAACACUGCGACGAGGUGAUUCGGACGAAGCGGAGCUUGCUGGAGUCGAUCCAGGUGAAGGUUGAGCUGAGGGAGGAGGAGCGGCCGGCGGGCGGUUCGGCGACGGCGAUGGCGGCCGCCGCGCAGGAUGGGGAAGGGGAUGAGUACGGGGCGGAUGAUUGUCUGACCGAGAGCAGUAUUAUUGCGGAUGCCAUUACUAGCUUAAACGGGAUCGGGGAGUUGAUGGGGACGUUCCAGGGUGCGGCCGGGGGUGAGAACCAUGUGUUUCCGCGGAUGGAACCGUCGGUGGCCGCCAGCGCCAACAAGGAGCAUCGUUGUAUGGUAUGCGCCAAGAUGUUCCCGGAUCGGGAGUCCUGGAUGGUGCAUUUGGGUGAUCACGCGGAGGAACGUCCGUACCAGUGUUUGGAGUGCUUUGCCCAGUUCCGUGAGAAGCGAUCUCUAGCGCGGCACUUGAAGGCCGUCCACGAGGAGGUUCGGGACCGGAAGUGUCCGUACUGUCCGAAAUCGUUCAAGUACAGCCACCAUCUGCGCUAUCACAUACGAACGCACACGGGGGAGCGGCCGUACGUGUGUGAAAUCUGCCAGGACAGCUUUUCGCAGCACAUCCAGUGGAAGCGGCACCAGGCCAAGCACCAGCAGCGGCCGGAUCAGAUCCACGUGUCACGACAGGUCGUCGGCGGCGUCGUGUCCAGCGAGGACUCCACCAUCAAGUGCGAGUUCUGCCCGAGGGUGUUCUCGCGGCUGCAGGACUACCGGCGGCACGCGCCCAGUCACAACGCGGACAAUCUGAACUUGGACCGGUUGGCCGAGCAUCAGAUCGCCACGCUGCACACGCUACACCAGCGUUAGGUGCGCCGGCCGGCUAGUUCUCUUUUGGAAUCUUAAAUAAAUUUGGACCGUUUUUCUUUA